Messenger RNA from Orcinus orca (killer whale), 1477 nucleotides. RefSeq names its product arginine and serine rich coiled-coil 1 (gene RSRC1). The transcript is spliced from 10 exons. The record is from RefSeq and is a predicted model, not a curated record. NCBI's taxonomy places the organism in Eukaryota, Metazoa, Chordata, Mammalia, Artiodactyla, Delphinidae. Gene Ontology annotation, biological process: alternative mRNA splicing, via spliceosome. Bases 224 to 1234 code for a protein of 336 amino acids. Gene Ontology annotation, cellular component: cytoplasm; nucleus.
GCGUGACAAUCUACUCCCUCGGCACUCCUAACGCCUGGCAGCCUCCAUCGAUGCACUCGAAAGCUCGGCUGACGCUGCCUGGCGGUGAAACCAGGAAGGCGGUGAGCUUAAACUGAAGUAAGUUCUGUGGACGCCGGCGGCGCCCAGAUUUGAAGAAGCGUUUCCAGAUCUGCGGCGCUUGUAAGUCUACGGGAGGUGUAAGCCCGAAGGCCGGAAUCCAGAAAUGGGACGCCGGUCAUCUGAUACUGAAGAAGAAAGCAGAAGCAAGAGAAAAAAGAAACACCGUAGACGGUCUUCUUCAAGUAGUUCUUCAGAUAGUAGAACAUAUAGCCGAAAGAAAGGUGGAAGGAAAUCAAGGUCAAAGUCAAGAUCUUGGUCCAGAGAUCUUCAGCCUCGCUCACAUUCUUAUGAUAGAAGACGCAGGCAUCGAUCGAGCAGUAGCUCUUCUUAUGGCUCUAGAAGAAAACGAAGUCGAAGUCGUUCAAGGGGUCGAGGGAAAUCCUAUAGAGUUCAGAGGUCUAGGUCAAAAAGCAGAACAAGAAGGUCCCGAUCAAGACCACGUCCACGUUCCCAUAGUCGAAGCAGUGAAAGGUCCAGUCACAGAAGAACACGUAGUCGGUCUCGGGAUAGAGAACGACGUAAAGGCAGAGAUAAGGAGAAAAGAGAAAAGGAAAAGGAUAAAGGCAAGGACAAGGAAUUACACAGCAUCAAACGUGGGGAAUCUGGAAGCAUCAAAGCUGUAUUAGAACAUCUGCCACCAGCUGAACAGGCCAAAGCAAGACUACAACUGGUUCUUGAAGCUGCUGCAAAAGCUGAUGAAGCAUUGAAAGCCAAAGAAAGAAAUGAAGAAGAAGCAAAGAGAAGAAAGGAGGAAGGUAAAGACCAAGCCACCCUGGUAGAACAAGUAAAAAGAGUCAAAGAAAUUGAAGCCAUUGAAAGUGAUUCUUUUGUUCAGCAAACAUUCAGAUCAAGUAAAGAAGUCAAAAAGUCAGUGGAACUUAGUGAAGUGAAGCAUGCAGCUGCAACAUCAGGACCAGCAUCAGUAGUGGCUGACCCACCGAGUAAUGAAAAAGAAAUAGACCCUAGCAGCAUCCCCACUGCUAUCAAGUACCAAGAUGACAAUUCUCUGGCCCAUCCAAAUUUAUUUAUUGAGAAAGCUGAUGCUGAAGAAAAGUGGUUCAAGAGAUUAAUUGCCCUCCGACAGGAAAGGCUAAUGGGCAGUCCUGUGGCCUAAAGUUAUGUUCAUCUGGUUGAAUUAACAGUAACAUUGGAAAUUUAGGUUUUUAAAUCCCAGUACUAACUCUUAAAAAUAAGAUAGCUUAUUAUAUAAAAAGGUAACCUCAUUUCAUUCUUUUCUCAUGUAGGCUUGAAUAUUUGUUGAGAUGAACUUAAUCAAAUAUUGUGAAUAUUAAAACUAGUGUAAAGUUUAAGAAUGCAUGAAAAUGUCAUACUGUUAAUAAAGCUAAUCCUGAACAUA